Molecule: messenger RNA, 540 nt
Organism: Dovyalis caffra
Lineage: Eukaryota; Viridiplantae; Streptophyta; Magnoliopsida; Malpighiales; Salicaceae
Source: the annotation of a GenBank genome assembly
AUGGCUUCCUCCAAUAACUUUGACUUCCCACCCACACCCCCUCAUGUACGUCCACCACCGCCUCAUAUCCGCCCGCCGCCGCCUGCACCAUCACCAAGUGACAGCACCACAGUAAUAGUGAUUGUCUUUGUCUCAUUCGGUGGCCUUAUUUUCCUUGCAUUCCUUGCUACUGCUCUUUGGUGCUUUAUCAAGAAGAAAAAGAAGAAAACUCCUGAAGAAACCGAUAUUGUACAUGUUGGUGAACAUUUGAAGGUGAAAGAGGUCGUAGUAGAAUACCCUCACGGGCCAAAAGCCGUUUUGCUAGAGAUUGUUGAUGACGUGCAUGUUGAUGAAGAAAUUAAGAAGAAAGAGAAGGAGAAGGUAGGUGAAAGUUUGCGUGUUGAGGCUAUAGAGGGCAAUGCUAGUGCCGUUGAUCAGGCGGCAGCAUCAUCCUUUCCUGGGUCUAACAACCAUCCCCAGCUUGAACACAAGUCCCCUCCGCCAGAAACAAGUUCUAAAAUAGUGAGUUCGGGCCCAAAAUGCUGUCCACCAGCUCGUUGA